AUUUCCACGACAUUGGGUUGAUUUGGGCCUGCAAAAUGACCAUAGAUAUCAGCAUGAUCCGAAAUUUUCGUGCUACUAUAAUUGGCACAGGCCCAUUUAGAGUAUGUAAUUCAAAUCAAAAUUAUAAGAGGUGCCUUCCUGAUAAAAACUUCUGUGAGACAAUAAAGCAAACAGCUUAUAAGCUUGAAAACAAGCAAAAGUACUCGAGAUUUUUGUUGAAUAUGCAAAGCCUGCGAAAUUCUAUUUUGAACCAUGUGAGGGUUAGGGUCUUCACAACCAAGCGACUAAUAGCAGGCGAAUUGAGUGCACUGUACGGAGAUGGCCAACAGUUGAGAACAUGCAGCACAAUCUUGAGUAACAGCAAUGAUCAGGUAAUGGAUCGAGUGAUUAAGCUGGUGAAGAAAUUUGACAAGAUAGAUGCUGCUAAGGUUACUGAAAAAGCUGAUUUCCAGAAGGAUUUGAGCCUCGACAGCCUUGAUAGAGUUGAACUUGUUAUGGCUUUUGAGGAAGAAUUCUCUGUUGAGAUACCUGACGCCGAAGCAGACAAGCUUAAAUGCUGUGCCGAUGUUGCUAAAUAUGUCAUUUCUACUGCUGAUCAGAAAAUUUGAGAGAUUUUUAAUUGUAUUAUACAUUAACUAUCUUGUGUUUCAGUAUGUUCAUGUAUUCAAGAGUCCCUUCAAAUUUUGUUCUCUUAGAUUUUCGUAGAAACUACUCUUGAAUGCAAGAUUUCUUGAAUUUUAUCUCAGUUUAAAACAACUUUGUUCA
Molecule: messenger RNA, 765 nt
Organism: Olea europaea var. sylvestris
Lineage: Eukaryota; Viridiplantae; Streptophyta; Magnoliopsida; Lamiales; Oleaceae
Product: acyl carrier protein 3, mitochondrial
Exons: 3
Coding region: 36-608 (190 amino acids)
Biological process (GO): fatty acid biosynthetic process
Cellular component (GO): mitochondrion
Molecular function (GO): acyl carrier activity; acyl binding
Source: RefSeq, a predicted model, not a curated record